Carassius gibelio (silver crucian carp) is the source of this 1673-nucleotide messenger RNA. RefSeq names its product parathyroid hormone-like hormone b (gene pthlhb). The record is from RefSeq and is a predicted model, not a curated record. NCBI's taxonomy places the organism in Eukaryota, Metazoa, Chordata, Actinopteri, Cypriniformes, Cyprinidae. Gene Ontology annotation, molecular function: hormone activity; peptide hormone receptor binding. The transcript is spliced from 4 exons. Gene Ontology annotation, biological process: regulation of chondrocyte differentiation; adenylate cyclase-activating G protein-coupled receptor signaling pathway; bone mineralization. Gene Ontology annotation, cellular component: extracellular region. The coding region runs from base 649 to 1104 and encodes 151 amino acids.
UAAUUUCGUUGACUAAAUAUUUUCGUCAUUAUUUUCGUCACGAAUAUAUUUUUGCUGACGAAAACGAAACGAAAACUAAAAUAGAAGGCACGGAUGGAGACUAAAACUAUGACUAAAUUGAUUGACAUUAUCGUCAACGAAUAAAGGACGAGACGAAAAUAGACUGUGACGAAAAUAAAAUCAGCAGACGGGAGAGAUGCGAUGAAUGAGCGAAAGAACCGGCAAAACAGAACAGACUGCAUGAGAGAAGAGAACCAAUCAGAGCCUGACUUAUUGAGACGUGAAGCGAAGGUUUUCAGUUUUUAUCAGCUCCCGGGAAGUCGGCAUUCGAAGAGGUGAUAGGGACUUUAAGCAACAGCCUCUGGUGGAACGGCAACUAUUGCGCCUGCGCGAAUUUAACUGCUACUUUGUGACGUUCUAAUUUAACGGUCUACUACGGGAGAACAGCUGAUUUGCCAGAGUCGCUACAACGUGAGAGGAAGAGUUUGUCUUCUGGACCAGUGGAGUUUGGACAUACUGACAUGCUUCACUGAGGCGGCAGCUGAUGCUCUUGUUUGAUGAUCGUAGUCACAUGUGGCGUCCAGCCGGUGGCAGUAACAUGCAGCAGUAACUGAUCGACUCAGCAGUGCAUUACAUUUGUCCAGCAGUAUGUUGAGGCAUUGGGGGUUUGCUGUGUUCCUGUUAACCGUCCCGAUCCCGGUCCAACCCAGACCCACUAAUGCUCUCAGCUACAGACAGCGGCGCUCAGUAGGACACGCACAGAUGAUGCAUGACAGGGGUCGAUCCCUGCAUGACCGGAAGAGGCGUACGUUUAUCCAGGAUCUGCUUGAGCAGGUGCACACGGCUCAGGUGUGGGACUCCCCCGGUCAGAGCCAGAGAAGUGUCCAGACCCCACCGCGGUCCAAACCCAUGGGCAGCUCCAAAAAUUUUCCCUUGAGCUUUCAAAUGGAGACUAUAGGGACGAGAGACGACCUGCCGCAGGAGACCAGCAAGACCCUGAGAUACCAGGAGCAGCCACUGAAGGCUGUGACCAAGAGGAAGAGGAAGAUGAGUUUGGGGAGAUGGAGGAGAGACAGGGGGGUGUGGCUUCCAUAUGCAAAUUAGAGACCCAUAAAAGAGGCUGGAUAAGAGUGAAGGCUCGAUUGGAAGCACAGCGACUGAAUCUGGACGAACAGAGAAGGCUUUGUGACAAGAUGAUUUGCUGCCUGAUACAGUUAGAGCUGAGACUUCAUCACUGCUAUUGGUGGAUGCACCUUUAAAAUGUAAAGUUCAAAAAGACCAUUUCACCGUGGCAUGGGAUAUGCAAAAAUAGUGACUAAGUCACGUUUUUUUUUUUUGUUCAAAAUAAACUUUCUAAUCAGUUCUCUAUUCUAGAGCUUCAUUUGAUGAGUAGAAAGCGCUUCACAUACAGACUAAGUGUAUUUGUUACAUUCAGAGUUCCCUGUAUUAAAUGUAGUCAUUCAGUAAGACAUUUCAUGAAAUAUUUAAUUUAUUUGAUUGGAAUAUUUAUUCCCUGAAUGUAUCUCAAUGCUGCUGAUUUUGACGAGAUUUGCGAAUGCACUUUAGAUAGUUAUGCUGGUCUACAUUCAGAUUUUUGCUAUUUUUAUAUUUAGAUUUUUUUUAUCCUGCUUUUCUUUACUUUUAGUUAAUGUUCUGCUAUUUUCAAAAACAUA